UUUUUUUUUUUUUUUUUUCGAGACAAAGUCUCAUUCUAUUGCCCAGGUUAGAGUGCAGUGGCACAAUCUUGGCUCACUACAACCUCCGCCUCCUGGGCAGCCUCCCAAGUAGCUGGGACCACAGUCACCCACGAUGCCAGCUAUUUUUUUUUUUCUUGAGACUGAGUCUUGCUCUCUUGCCCACGUUGGAGUGCAGUGGUGCAAUUUCUGUUCACUGCAUCGUUUCCGCCUCCUGGGUUCAGGCGAUUCUCCUGCCUCAGCCUUCCAAGUAGCUGGGACUACAGGUGCCCACCACCACGCCUGGCUAAUUUUUGUAUUUUUAGUAGAAAUGGGGUUUUGCCAUAUUGGCCAGGCUGGUCUCAAGCUCCUGACCUCAAGUGAUCUGCCCGCCUCGAUCUCCCAAAGCGCUAGGAUUACAGGUGUGAGUCACCAUGCCAGGCCGGUAAUCGCCAUUUGACUGACGUGAGAUGGUAUCUCAUUGCGGUUUUGAUUUACAUUUCUCUAAUGAUCAGUAAUGUUGAGCUUAAAAAGCUCUUAGUUUAUUGCCUAACAUAUAAUGUUUCUUUCUUUGCAAGUUUUCUUUUCUUUUUUCUUUUUUUGGAGAUGGAGUUUCACUCUUGUUGCCCAGGCUGGAGUGCAUUGGCACUAUCUCAGCUCACUGCAACCUUUGCUUCCUGGGUUCAAGCAAUUCUCCUGCCUCAGCCUCCCGAGUAGCUGGAAUUACAGGCAUGUGCCACCAUGCCUGGCUAAUUUCUUUUUUAUAUUUAGUAGAGACGGGGUUUCUCCAUGUUGGCCAGGCUGGUCUUGAACUCCUGACCUCAGGUGUUUCACCCACCUCGGCCUCCCAAAGUGUUGGGAUUACAGGCGUGAGCCACCGCGCCCGGCUGCAAGUUUUCUUAAAAGGGCCCUGCCUUCCCUGACAUUCUCUCUAUGUCAGCAAGAUCUCAGCCCACCAUUUCUCAGUUCCUUCUAUUCCCAUUGAUGGUGCUUUUGAAGCGGUGUUUCACUACUCCCUUGUUUCUGCCUGACUUUGGGUUAUCUCCUGUUAAGCUUAUAUAUGCUAACUGGGGGCUUACUUUAUUUUUACAGAAAAUGCAUUCGUACAUAUAAAAUUUAUUCUGUAUUGAACAAGUUUUUAACACAUUGUUAAUCUUAACCUUAAUUUUAGAAAUAAUAGCUUUAAAAAAGUGAACAAAUAAAGGUUACAUUCUGAUAACAUCAGUAAAACAGUAUGUACUGUUGUUUAUGAGAUGAAACUAUAAAAUUUUUAUUUUGGAAAAAAGAGUUUUUUGUUUUUGUUUUUGUUUUUUUUUUUUUGAGACGGAGUCUCACUCUGUCGCCCAGGCUGGAGUCCAGUGGCUUGAUCUCGGCUCAUUGCAAGCUCCGCCUCCCGGGUUCACGCCAUUCUCCCUCCUCAGCCUCCCGAGUAGCUGGGACUACAGGCGCCCGCCACCACGCCCAGCUAAUUUUUUGUAUUUUUAGUAGAGACGGAGUUUCACCAUUCACAGAAUGGUGUCGAUCUCCUGACCUUGUGAUCCGCCUGCCUCGGCCUCCCAAAGUGCUGGGAUUACAGGCCUGAGCCACCGUGCCUGGCCAAGAGCUUUAUUUGAUAUGUUGAUUCUUCAUGUAUACAAUAAUGGAAAAUAUGUUAUCUUUUGUUUUUUUUUUUUAAUUGAGAUAAUGGGCUGUCUCUGUGUUCCCCAGGCUGGUCUCGAACUCCUGGGGGACUCAAGCAAUCCUCCUGCCUCAACCUCCUAAGUAGCUGGAAUUACAAGUAUGCACCCUGUUAGUUAUCUUUUUUGUAGGAAAGGUGGUUAUAAUUAUUGUCUAAAAUGUUACUUGCUGAUUAUAGUGGCUUUUACUGUUGAUAUGUGUGUUUUUUUUUUGAUCAUAUUAGUUUCUAUUAGAAGUAGGAAUGUAUCUUACUUUUCUGAAACAGGGUCUUGCUGUCACCCAGGCUGGAAUGUUAGUGGCAUGAUAAUGGCCCACUGCAACCUCAACCUCCUGGGCUCAAGUGAUCCUCCAGUAUCAGUGGGCACCCCCAUCUCCAGCACCCCCACCUCCUGCAGUAUCUGGGACCACAGGCAUGCGCCACCACACCUUGCUAAUUAAAAUUGUUUUUUUUUUUUGUAGAGACGAGGUCUUGCUACAUUGUCCAGGAUGGAGAAGUAGGAAUUCUUAAGGAUAUUGUUAUGGAGGGAAAAAAAUCAUUGAUUAUGGAAGAUUCCCACAAGAGUACCACGUCAGAGACAGCACCUCAACCUGGUUCAGCAGUUCAGGGAGCUCACAUUUCUCAUAUUGCUCAACAGGUAUCAUCUUUAUCAGAAAGUGAGGAGUCCCAGGACUCAUCCGACAGCAUAGGCUCCUCACAGAAAGCCCACGGGAUCCUAGCACGGCGCCCAUCUUACAGAAAAAUUUUGAAAGACUUAUCUUCUGAAGAUACACGGGGCAGAAAAGGAGACGGAGAAAAUUCUGGAGUUUCUGCUGCUGUCACUUCUAUGUCUGUUCCAACUCCCAUCUAUCAGACUAGCAGCGGACAGUACAUUGCCAUUGCCCCAAAUGGAGCCUUACAGUUGGCAAGUCCAGGCACAGAUGGAGUACAGGGACUUCAGACAUUAACCAUGACAAAUUCAGGCAGUACUCAGCAAGGUACAACUAUUCUUCAGUAUGCACAGACCUCUGAUGGACAGCAGAUACUUGUGCCCAGCAAUCAGGUGGUCGUACAAACUGCAUCAGGAGAUAUGCAAACAUAUCAGAUCCGAACUACACCUUCAGCUACUUCUCUGCCACAAACUGUGGUGAUGACAUCUCCUGUGACUCUCACCUCUCAGACAACUAAGACAGAUGACCCCCAAUUGAAAAGAGAAAUAAGGUUAAUGAAAAACAGAGAAGCUGCUCGAGAAUGUCGCAGAAAGAAGAAAGAAUAUGUGAAAUGCCUGGAAAACCGAGUUGCAGUCCUGGAAAAUCAAAAUAAAACUCUAAUAGAAGAGUUAAAAACUUUGAAGGAUCUUUAUUCCAAUAAAAGUGUUUGAUUCCUAAGAAAGAAAAUAUUUUUGUGGACAUGCAUAAAAAUUAAAUGGAUUUCCUAGUGGAGUUUUAUAAAUUAAAAGGUCAAAACUGAAGCUUUUUAUUUAGGCUUUUCCAAAUCAAGGAUAAAUAUCUUACGCACGAUAUCUAGUGACAGAGGAGAAAGUGGAAAAUGACCUCAAGGAAGCUACGGGCACAACUGGAAGCUUUGUAGAAAUUAAACAUAUUCAAGGAGCAAGAAAUGAACUUUCAGCAGUCUAAAUUUUCUAAAUAACCAAUAGUUGCCAAUCUAAAAUGGCAGAGAAGAUGAAAUUUGAUAAACUGAAUUUUUUUUAAAAAUCCAUUUACCCUACAGGUUUGCAUUUGUUUGCUGAAAUUUACCUUUUUUUAGUUAUAUAUAUGUGUGUGUGUGUGUGUAAUUUCUGCCAAUAAAUUCUAAAUUACAAAGGUAAGAGAAAACCUAGUACAUUACUAAAUAUAUAAAGUAUAUGUUCUGAUUAUGUAUACUUGUUCUAGUGUCAAGUCUUUUUAAGUGGGUUUUUAAAAGUUUGUUAUUGGACUUGAAUGGAUUUUUGAGACUAGGUUAAUUAUUUUUGAGGUCUUAUCCUAAAAGGCAUCUAAGGUACAUGAAUGGAGUAUGGUGAUUUUAUAACAUUUUUUAUCAGAAUGGAAAAAGAACUGUUUAAAAGUUUGAUACUUUUAAAUAGUUGGUUUUUUUGCUUACUCUGGUAAUGAUUUUCUACAAAUACAUAAUAAAUUGUUUUUUUGAGUCUAUAUUCUGUAUGCAGUUGAAUAUCCAUUACUUAUUCUGCUGUGCUUUAAUAGAAUGGAAUGUUUACAGGCCCUUAAAAUAUUAUUUUUAAAAAACCUUCUGAAGAUACAUACCAAAGUUUUUCCAAGAAGAUUUUAUAAUCAAUUUAAUAAUGUAAGGUUUAUCAGAUUCUAUAAUAGUAUAGUUAUUAAGGCAAUUUUAUGUUAGAGACUAUUUUGUAAUGUAGUGAGUGGUACCUUUAUAAGAAAAGUGACUGCCAAUAUAUUUUUAUAGCUGAUCUUUAUAAAUUCUAAUGUUGAGUUUUUAAUGAUUAUUUUAAAUGUUUAUAUAGUUUAGUAAAAUUUGCAUCUCAAAGUAUCAUUUUUAUAUUAUGGGACGUUUUCAGAUUGGCUAAUAUUUGCAUUGUAAAUUUUGUAUGCAGUUUAUCUAAAAUUCAAAAAUACUGUCAGUACACCAGCGUUUAACAUCUAUAUUCCAAUUUGUAUACAGUUUAAAAUUGUACUGCAAAACUAUUGUGUGCUCUUACACAGUAUGCAUCAUAUUGUUGUCUGUGAAAUUAAAGGACAUUUGAUAGUCUACUGAAUGUAAAAUAUAAUGCUUGGUAUAUGAAUGAUAA
This is a messenger RNA of Homo sapiens (human), 4415 nucleotides long. RefSeq names its product activating transcription factor 1 (gene ATF1). Gene Ontology annotation, cellular component: nucleus; transcription regulator complex; ATF1-ATF4 transcription factor complex. The record is from RefSeq and is a predicted model, not a curated record. Gene Ontology annotation, molecular function: protein-containing complex binding; sequence-specific DNA binding; DNA binding. Bases 2193 to 3032 code for a protein of 279 amino acids. Lineage: Eukaryota; Metazoa; Chordata; Mammalia; Primates; Hominidae. Gene Ontology annotation, biological process: positive regulation of DNA replication; positive regulation of transcription by RNA polymerase II; response to cobalt ion. The transcript has 7 exons.